AUGCUUGCCUACUUUUCAGUCUUCGCGAUUUUUCACACGUCGGUACUCGCCGCGCGCAUCUGGAAUAACACCGGCGUUGGAACCAUUAUCUUCGAAGAGGCAUGGACACCACCAGUGUUAGCCAGUACAGUAGGAAAACAAACUCCCCCUGUCGGACAAACUAGUGAACAGUUGGCGGAAAACCUGCUUGAUGUACACAAUCAACGCUUAGCAGGCAUGGAUGCCAACGGCGUAGAUUUUAUGGUUCUGUCGUGUUCGUCUCCUUGUAUACAAGGAAUAUCCGACCCCGUGGUAGCUGCCACGACGGCAAAACAAGCAAACGACGAAUUGGCAGCAACCAUUGCGAACAACACGCUUCGCUUUGGCGGCUUUGCUGCUUUGGCUAUGCAUGAUCCCGUGGAAGCCGCGCAAGAGUUAAAACGGACAGUUGAAGAGCUUGGAUUCUUGGGAGCGUUGGUCAAUGAUUACCAACAGACCAACGACAGCUCAAUGAUAAAAUUCUAUGAUACGGCGGAAUUCGAUCCAUUUUGGCAAGUGGUGACAGACUUGGACGUACCUGUUUACUUCCAUCCUCGUUCGAACAUUCCGUUGCUCGGCAACUUGGAGUUCGGACAUUCAUCGUUCCUCCGUGGAUCGUCGCAGGAGUUCGCCGCCACCUUGUCGACCCACGUCAUGGGCCUCUCUACUAAUGGAGUCUUCGACCGCUUUCCAACACUGAAGAUAAUUGUUGGUCACAUGGGCGAACGGAUUCCGUCAGAUUUCUCGCGCAUCGACGAUCAGCUCGCUCGCCAGGUCGUAAACGGCAUGCCCAUGCAGAAGAAGCUGUCUGAUUACUGGCGCACCAACAUCUUCGAAACUACAUCUGGCAACUUUGGCACCGAUCUCCUCAAAUUCCACAUAGGCCAGAUCGGGUUGGACAGAAUACUGUACUCCGUGGAUUACCCAUUUGUAACCAUCGAACAAGGCACAGAGUUCAUCAACACCUUGGCGGAGACAACAGGGUUGGGUGAGGAAGAUAUCGUCGCAUUGAAACGGGGAGCAGCGAUCAAGUUGUUGAAGUUAGAUCAGUGA
Molecule: messenger RNA, 1071 nt
Organism: Pleurotus ostreatus (oyster mushroom)
Lineage: Eukaryota; Fungi; Basidiomycota; Agaricomycetes; Agaricales; Pleurotaceae
Exons: 7
Coding region: 1-1071 (356 amino acids)
Biological process (GO): secondary metabolic process
Cellular component (GO): cytoplasm; cytosol
Molecular function (GO): carboxy-lyase activity; hydrolase activity
Source: RefSeq, a predicted model, not a curated record